Messenger RNA from Medioppia subpectinata, 545 nucleotides. The record is from the annotation of a GenBank genome assembly. Lineage: Eukaryota; Metazoa; Arthropoda; Arachnida; Sarcoptiformes; Oppiidae.
UUGCAAACAAUUAGUUUAAUUGAUAUAAUAAUUAAAAUACAUUUAAUGUCAUAAACACGUGGACUAUAUAUAGAGAGACAGCACUACUAUCGCCAACAUUUGGUCACAACAUUCAACGGAUCGGCAUUUGGUCCGUGUUGCGGAUCUGAUGCAAUAGUUGUGAUGAUUGUGUGACAAAUGAUAUGACCACCACUGCCACACUUUAAGGCACAUCACUAAAUCACUUCCAGACGUCCGCCAACUGAUCCAAACAAAUGGGUGAUAACAAGAAGUCCGAUCACAACUUGACACCUGUUCAGCGACUGAUGAGCUCUUGUGUUGGCGCCACUGUCACCUCCCUCUGCACCACUCCUUUGGAUGUUGUGAAGACCCGACUCCAGGCCCAGCAAAAGGCGUCGCUGACGGCGACAAAGAAACCUACGGUGACCUCAGCGGUGGCCAAACAGGCGUCCGGACACUUCGGCGAGACCUUUGAAACGUUUGUGAAGAUCAGUCGAGCGGAAGGCGUGACCGUUCUGUGGAGUGGACUCCCGGCCACACUGUUU